CUCCCACAACAACCACUGAAUCUCCCACAACAACCACAGUUGCAGCUACAACCACCACAGCUGCAGCAACAACAACCGAAGUGCUGGUCUCAACAACCAUAGCUGCUCCCACAACAACCACAGCUGAACAAACUACAACAACAGCUUCUCCCACAACAACCACUGAAUCUCCCACAACAACCACAGUUGCAGCUACAACCACCACAGCUGCAGCAACAACAACCGAAGUGCUGGUCUCAACAACCACAGCUGCUCCAACAACAACCACAGCUGCACAAACUACAACAACAGCUUCUCCCACAACAACCACAGCUGCACAAACGACAACCACAGCUUCUCCCACAACAACCACAGCUUCUCCCACAACAACCACAGCUUCUCCCACAACAACCACAGCUGCACAAAUGACAACCACAGCUUCUCCCACAACAACCACAGCUUCUCCCACAACAACCACAGCUUCUCCCACAACAUUCACAACUUCUCCCACAACAAACACAGCUUCUCACACAACAACCACAGAAUCUCCCACAACAACCACAGUUGCAGCUACAACAACAAAAGCUUCAGCAACAACAACCAAAGCUCUGACCGCAACAACCACAGCUGCUCCAACAGCAAUCACAGAUUCUCCCACAACAACCACAUCUGCACAAACUGCAACAACAGCUUCUCCCACAACAACCACAGCUUCUCUCAUAACAACCACAGCUUCUCCCACAACAACCACAGCUUCUCCCACAACAACCACAGCUUCUCCCACAACAACCACAGUUGCAGCUAAAACAACCACAGCUGCAGCAACAACAACCGAAGUGCUGGCCUCAACAACCACAGCUGCUCCAACAACAACCACAGCUGAACAAACUACAACAACAGCUUCUCCCACAACAACCACAGCUGCACAAACGGCAACCACAGCUUCUCCCACAACAACCACAGCUUCUCCCACAACAACCACAGCUUCUCCCACAACAUUCACAACUUCUCACACAACAACCACAGCUUCUAUCACAACAACCACAGAAUAUCCCACAACAACCACAGCUUCUCUCAUAACAACCACAGUUGCAGCUACAACCACCACAGCUGCAGCAACAACAACCGAAGUGCUGGCCUCAACAACCACAGCUGCACAAACUACAACAACAGCUUCUCCCACAACAACAACAGCUUCUCCCACAACAACCACAGCUUCUCCCACAACAACAACCACAGCUGCUCCAACAACAUCCACAGCUGCACAAACUGCAACAACAGCUUCUCCCACAACAACAACAGCUUCUCCCACAACAACCACAGCUUCUCUCAUAACAACCACAGCAUCUCCCACAACAACCACAGCUUCUCCCACAACAACCACAGUUGCAGCUACAACAUCCACUGCUGCAGCAACAACAACCGAAUUGCUGGCCUCAAAAACCACAGCUGCUCCAACAACAACCACAGCUGCACAAACUACAAAAACAGCUUCUCCCACAACUAUAGCUUCUCCCACAACACCCACAGCUUCUCCAACACCAACCACAGUAGCAGCGACAACAACAAGAGCUGCAGGAACAACAACCGAAGUGCUGGCCUCAACAACCACAGCUGCUCCAACAACAACCACAGCUGAACAAACUACAACAACAGCUUCUCCCACAUCAACCACAGCAUCUCCCUCAACAACCACAGCUUCUCCCACAACAACCACAGCUUCCCCCACAACAACCACAGCUCCUACCACAACAACCACAGCUUAUCCCACAACAAUCACAUUUGCAGCUACAACAACAAGAGUGGCAGCAACAACAACCGAAGUGCUGGCAUCAACAACCACAGCUGCUCCAACAACAACCACAGCUUCUCCCACAAUUACCACAGUUGAAGCUACAACAACAAAAGCUGCAGCAAUAACAACCGAAGUGAUGGCCUCAACAACAAUAGCUGCUCCAACAACAACCACAGCUUCUCCCACAACAUUCACAACUUCUCCCACAACAACCACAGCUUCUUCCACAACAACCACAGCGUCUCCCACAACAACCACAGCUGCAGCUACAACAACAAAAGCUGCAGCAACAACAAACGAAGCGCUGGCAUCAACAACCACAGCUGCACCUACUGCAACAACAGCUUCUCUCACAACAACUACAGAUGCAACAACAAUUCCUGCAACAACAACAAUGGCUUCAACAACAACAGCAGCUCCAACAACAACAGAAGCCCCAACAACAACACCAGCUGCUACUACAACAACCACAGCUGCACCAACGACAACCACAGAUUCACCUACAGCAACAACAGCUUCUCCCACUACAACCACAGCUGCACCAACAGCAACAGCAGUUCCCGUUACAACUAGAAUGGCUCCUUCAACAACAGCAGCUUCAACAACAACCCCAGCUGCUCCCACAACAACCACAGCUGCAGCAACAAUAACAGUAGCUCCACCUACAGCAACCACAGAUGCUUCCAAAUCGACCUCAGCGUCACAUUCAACAACCACUGCUGCCCCUACAGCAACAACAGCUUUUCCCACAACAACCACAGCUACACCAACGGCACCAAUAGUUAAUGUUACAACAACAAUGGCUCCAACAACCACAGCAGCUCCAACAACUACCCCUGCUGCUCCCACAACAACCACAGCUACACCAACGGCAACCACAGAAUCACCUACAGCAACAACAGCUUCUCCAACAAUAACCCCUGCUGCUCCCACAACAACCACAGCUUCAUCAACGACAACGACAGAUUCACCUACAGAAACAACAGCUUCAUCAACAACAGCCACAGUUGCACCAACGGCAACAACAGUUCCUGUCAAAACAACAAUUGCUCCAACAACAACAGCAGCUCCAUCAUCAACUCCAGCUGCUCCCACAACAACCACAGCUGCACCAACGACAACCAUUGCUCUACCUACAGCGACAACAGCCACUUCCACAUUGACCUCAGCUUCACCGUCGACAAGCACAGUUUCACCUACAGCAACAACAGCUUCUCCAACAACAACAACAGCUGCACCAACGGAAACAACAGGUCCCGUUACAACAACAAUGGCUCAAACAACAACAGCAGCUCCUACAUCAACCCCAGCUGCUCCCAAAACAACCACAGCUGAACCAACAACAACCACAACUCCAUCUGCAACAAUCACAACCACAUCAGCUCUUGUUACAACUACAGUGACUCCUACAACAACAUCAGCUUCAACAACCACAGCUGCUCCCACAACAACCACAUCUUCACAAACUACAACCACAGCUCCAGCAACAAUGACCGCAGCUGCUCCCACAACAGCCACAGCAUCAUCUUCAACAACCACAGCUGCUGCUACUGCCACCACUGCCGCCCUCACAAUGACGACAGUUUCUGCCACAACAACCACAGCUACUCACACAACAACCACAGCUGAUCAAACAACAACCCCAGCUGCUGUCACAGCAGCUACAACUGCACCAACGGCAACCACAGCUCCACCUACAGCGACAACAGCCACUUCCACAAUGACCUCAGCUUCACCUUCGACAACCACAGCUGCUGUAACUACCACAGCUACAGCUGCACCAACGUCAACUACAGCUGCUAAGACAACAACAUCUGUUUCCCCAACCACCGCAUCCACAAACCCUCCAACGUCAAAUGAAGGUGUGCUUAUUCUAAAGUUCCGGAUGGACCGUAUGUUUAUGGAAGCCUACAAAGAUUCAAAUUCCUUGGAUUACAUUACUUUGGCUUUAAAUGUCACAACUGAGUUGACUCGAGGAUACAACAAUAUAUAUCCUGUGAUCUUCCUCAGAUGCAUCAUCAUCAGUUUCUGGCCUGGAUCUGUGGGUGUGACAACCAACUUGAUCUUCACGAAUCAGUCUGUGGUCCCUAACGUUACAGAUGCAGUGGAAUCCCUCAAGACAUCCAUCAACACGUCCACAGUUUUCUUAGAUGUUAUUCCUGGCAGUAUCAAAGCUGAAAUCCGGAACUCCCCGACUAAUGCUACUACUACUGAUAAGACUAAUGAUACGACUACUCCUAUGACUAAUGCCACGACUACUGCUACGGCCACUGCUACGACCACUGCUACGACCACUGCUACGACCACUGCUAAGACCAUUGCUACGACCACUGCUACGACCACUGCUACGACCACUGCUACGACCACUGCUACAACCACUGCUACGACCAGUGCUACGACUACUGCAACCACCACGCCAGCAGCAGCCACGAAACCUACAGAGGGUUCACAUACAGGCAGCAGCGCUAUGGGAAGAAACAGACCUCAAGAAAUGGUCACUUUACUACUUGCUUUAAUGCUGAUCUAUUUCUUCUGAACAGAAUAACUCUAGGACUCAAUUAAACCCAUUGAGUAUAAGCUAUUCCACAAUAAAGGCAUAUCUAACUUCAGCUAUUAAGAUUAAGAGAUGUUAAGAAACAUGUUAAGAAACUAAGCUAACACUAGCUUAGUUAAAGUAAUUGCUUAUCAUUAUGAUUAUGUUUAAAACUGUUAGUCUAUUUUGUUUUGUACAAAAUUGACCUCAAUAGAAAAUAAAUCACUAAAUAAUGCUGGUAAUGUGAUGAAGCUAAUUCUGCUAAUGCCAGAAACUGAAUUAUUGUGUGAAUGAAAGUAAAUGUGUUGUGUUUUGAUAUUUAAUAUUUAUAUUUGUUUUAGUAUAUCGCAAUAGCUUAUGAAUAAUGUAAUAUAAUAUUAAGAAAUUAGUAUCAUAUGAUAUUAACUCAUUAUAUUAGAAAAUUAUCUUCAAAAACUUAUUCAGUAAUAUAUAUAUUUUCCUCCUUACUGUAACCCAACUAUUGGCGUACAUUGAAAUAUUUGGAAAUUACUUUGAAAACACUUGAAUAAAUAAUGCCAUACA
Oncorhynchus keta (chum salmon) is the source of this 4850-nucleotide messenger RNA. Its product is annotated as mucin-2-like. Lineage: Eukaryota; Metazoa; Chordata; Actinopteri; Salmoniformes; Salmonidae. The record is from RefSeq and is a predicted model, not a curated record. The transcript has 4 exons. The coding region runs from base 405 to 4310 and encodes 1301 amino acids.